AUGAAAUUUAGUGCAACAAAAGCAGAAAUGAGGAAGUUAUUUACUCGCCUUUUAUAUUUUUUUUAUAUUUCAGCAAAGUCAAAUGCCGACAGUCAAGAAUGCCUUAUAGAAUGUUCCAAUGAACCUGAAAACAUGAUUUGCGCUUUAGAUUUGAAAAAGAAAAACUAUAAAAUGUUUCCCAGCGAUUGUGCUAUGACCGGAUAUGCAAAAUGUUUUGGAAUUGGAUACGUUCGAACCCCAAUCAAGUACUGCAUCAAAAGUCAUAUAUUACCUAGUCGCAGAAUAUACGGAGAAUCCUGUCCAGUGUUCUGUCCUAAUCAUUACAGACCUGUGUGUGGUGCUUCUAAGUUCAGGGAUUACGUUUAUCGAACCUUCAACAAUGGAUGCUAUUUGGAUAUGAUUAACUGCCGAGGAGACGACGACAUUACGGGCUACGUAGAAGUACCAUUACAGUUUUGCCAGCGUCACCUCAUGAAGAAUAUAUUCCAAGAAAAAGUUAUGGUAUCAAAUAUGUAUGAUUUUCGCGAUUACAAUGAUUGA
Danaus chrysippus (African queen) is the source of this 540-nucleotide messenger RNA. Lineage: Eukaryota; Metazoa; Arthropoda; Insecta; Lepidoptera; Nymphalidae. The record is from the annotation of a GenBank genome assembly.